Messenger RNA from Knipowitschia caucasica, 2271 nucleotides. The record is from the annotation of a GenBank genome assembly. Lineage: Eukaryota; Metazoa; Chordata; Actinopteri; Gobiiformes; Gobiidae.
AUGGACCCUCUGCUGCCCAGAAACGCGGAGCUCCCAGAAGCAGAAGCAGAUCAAGAUGAAGACGAGAGGAAGAAGAUCCAGUUCUCUGUGCCGUGCUCCGCGCCUCCGCAGCUGGACCCGCGGCAGGUGGAGAUGCACAUUGGUCAGAGUGAGACCUCCGCUGUCUAUGGUACGUACCAGAGUGAGACCUCCGCUGUCUAUGGUACGCACCAGAGUGAGACCUCCACUGUCUAUGGUACGCACCAGAGUGAGACCUCCACUGUCUAUGGUACGUACCAGAGUGAGACCUCCGCUGUCUAUGGUACGCACCAGAGUGAGACCUCCGCUGUCUAUGGUACGCACCAGAGUGAGACCUCCGCUGUCUAUGGUACGUACCAGAGUGAGACCUCCGCUGUCUAUGGUACGUACCAGAGUGAGACCUCCGCUCACAUUGGUCAGAGUGAGACCUCCGCUGUCUAUGGUACGUACCAGAGUGAGACCUCCGCUGUCUAUGGUACGCACCAGAGUGAGACCUCCGCUGUCUAUGGUACGUACCAGAGUGAGACCUCCGCUGUCUAUGGUACGUACCAGAGUGAGACCUCCGCUGUCUAUGGUACGUACCAGAGUGAGACCUCCGCUGUCUAUGGUACGUACCAGAGUGAGACCUCCGCUGUCUAUGGUACGUACCAGAGUGAGACCUCAGCUGUCUAUGGUACGCACCAGAGUGAGACCUCCGCUGUCUAUGGUACGUACCAGAGUGAGACCUCCGCUGUCUAUGGUACGUACCAGAGUGAGACCUCCGCUGUCUAUGGUACGUACCAGAGUGAGACCUCCGCUGUCUAUGGUACGUACCAGAGUGAGACCUCCGCUGUCUAUGGUACGUACCAGAGUGAGACCUCCGCUGUCUAUGGUACGUACCAGAGUGAGACCUCCGCUGUCUAUGGUACGCACCAGAGUGAGACCUCAGCUGUCUAUGGUACGCACCAGAGUGAGACCUCCGCUGUCUAUGGUACGUACCAGAGUGAGACCUCCGCUGUCUAUGGUACGUACCAGAGUGAGACCUCCGCUGUCUAUGGUACGCACCAGAGUGAGACCUCCGCUGUCUAUGGUACGUACCAGAGUGAGACCUCCGCUGUCUAUGGUACGUACCAGAGUGAGACCUCCGCUGUCUAUGGUACGUACCAGAGUGAGACCUCCGCUGUCUAUGGUACGUACCAGAGUGAGACCUCCGCUGUCUAUGGUACGUACCAGAGUGAGACCUCCGCUGUCUAUGGUACGUACCAGAGUGAGACCUCCGCUGUCUAUGGUACGUACCAGAGUGAGACCUCCGCUGUCUAUGGUACGUACCAGAGUGAGACCUCAGCUGUCUAUGGUACGCACCAGAGUGAGACCUCCGCUGUCUAUGGUACGUACCAGAGUGAGACCUCCGCUGUCUAUGGUACGUACCAGAGUGAGACCUCCGCUGUCUAUGGUACGUACCAGAGUGAGACCUCCGCUGUCUAUGGUACGUACCAGAGUGAGACCUCCGCUGUCUAUGGUACGUACCAGAGUGAGACCUCCGCUGUCUAUGGUACGUACCAGAGUGAGACCUCCGCUGUCUAUGGUACGCACCAGAGUGAGACCUCAGCUGUCUAUGGUACGCACCAGAGUGAGACCUCCGCUGUCUAUGGUACGUACCAGAGUGAGACCUCCGCUGUCUAUGGUACGUACCAGAGUGAGACCUCCGCUGUCUAUGGUACGCACCAGAGUGAGACCUCCGCUGUCUAUGGUACGUACCAGAGUGAGACCUCCGCUGUCUAUGGGAAGAACAGCGGAGUUAUUGAUGAUGAACUGGGCAAACCUCAAGUCAAAGUCUGGUGUUUUGAUAAAGCCUGUUGGGAUUUGGGACUGUCCGCACUAACACAAGUUUUGGUGGUUUUCUCCCAGAUUCGUCGGCGGAGGCCAACACCUGCCACUCUCUUCAGACUGACGGACCCACCUUCUCCUGAGGACGAGACCCAGUGGAUGCUGACGGACAACGGGGUGUUGAAGUCCAGACUGACGCACACCUACCAGCCGCCCUCUCUCAAAGUGGUGCAGAAGAUGGCCCAGGCCCACCUCGCCUGUUUACCUUCGAUGGACAAAGACGACUCUGAGGAGGAGGCGGACGGCGGCUGUGAAGAGACUAAAGAACUGCGUGGAGAUGAACAGAAACUUCCAGAGAACUCGGCUCGACCCGACAAAUCCACAGAACCAAGAAAGCAUCACCAACCGAGAGGCGAGACAGAGCCGCAGGAGAUCGGGAAGUUUUAG